UUUCUCAACUUCAUCUUCAUCCAUAAGCACAUAAGUACAUAAAUAUAUAAUCUCUGGCAUAUCUUACACCUCCUGCUGGCCUCAAUCAAUCCAAUCAUCAUCUGCAUAUUCUCAGCUAGCAUACACUAGACCAGGUUGAGAAUUGAGAAUUAAAAGUCAUUGUGGAUAGAGGUGUUUUCGACGAUUGAACCUUGAAGAUGUCGAAUCAAGUGGUGAAGGUUAGAAGACAGACAAUUGCAGCUUGCAUGACAUGUUACCUUUGCAACAGGCUCUUCAGAGAGGCUACUACUAUUUCCGAAUGUCUACAUACAUUUUGUAGGAAAUGCAUAUACAAGAAGCUAUCAGAAGAGGACUCUCAAUGUUGCCCAAUAUGCAAAAUUGAAUUGGGUUGUGUCCCGAUGGAGAAGCUCAGGCCAGAUAAGAAUAUGCAUGCUGUCAGAGCGAAGACAUUUCCUUUUAAGAGGAGAAAGAAAAUGGCACUGAAGAGUGGAAAAUUAGUGUUGAUAU
Messenger RNA from Cuscuta epithymum, 507 nucleotides. The record is from the annotation of a GenBank genome assembly. Lineage: Eukaryota; Viridiplantae; Streptophyta; Magnoliopsida; Solanales; Convolvulaceae.